Messenger RNA from Amoebophrya sp. A120, 6971 nucleotides. Lineage: Eukaryota; Dinophyceae; Syndiniales; Amoebophryaceae. The record is from the annotation of a GenBank genome assembly.
AGAGGGUUCAAAGUGGAUUUGUUUCGAUCAACGAGAAAGAUAGAUGACCAACACAAGAACUACGCGGGACAUGGAUGCAGCGGAGCACCCCUUCGAUUCCGCAGUCGAGCCUGUUCCUGAUGGCAUUUCAGUGAAAACACAAAAAAAGCCUCUCCGGCGCCCGACGUCUUGCCUCCUCCUCCCCUAAUGAAGGCACUACCCUCGUCCCCGCACUGAGCUAGUUAACUUCGCGCAGUCUACUUGAGCCAGUCCUUUUGACGUGAAGAGCCUUCAUCAUUCGCAAGAAACAGACUUACUUGGGCGCCGGCUUUGGCGCUCUACUUUCUUGUAGUUCUACAGGGGCUGCUGAAUGAAAUAUAAGACCCGAGGCUGCUGAAAUACAGCUCCUGAAGCUCUGGCCCCACAAACAUUUAGAAAAAGGCCUCCGACACAGGUAGACUUUUGCUUCUGGAAUUUACAACUAUGAGACACCAGAUGAUCCGUCAUCUAAAAUCUCAAGAAUACCAACAAGGGGGACCUCCCAAAGGGGGUCCCUAAAUCCGUAUUCUUGAGAUUUUAGAUGAAGGCCAAAUCGAGGGUUUCCGCUGCAUCUAAAAUCUCAAGAAUACCAACAUUGGGGUCCGCCCAAGACACCUCCCCGGAAGGGGGCUUCCGGGGAAAUCGGCGACUCGGGGCCCUUUUCGCACCCCCAUCCGAUCAGCCAAAUCGACCGGCUCAGGUGCAUCUAAAAUCUCAAGAAUACCAGAAAAGGGGUCGCCAAGUGGCCAACGCCCGGCCCGCCUUUUGGGGCCCCUUGAUUUUGGCCAAAUCGGCCGACUCAGGUGCAUCUAAAAUCUCAAGAAUACCAAAAAGUGGGCAACCUUGGGGCCCGCGCAAAAGUUCGUCGGACUUGGCACAACUUCCGGGCCCCUGCCAAACGUCCGAGAUGAACUCCCUUAGUGUGUGCCGAUUAGGGCUUUACUUUCUGGAGGUUGGUACUUUACUGCGCCCAAUGUCCCGUUCGGGCACAGGAAGGCCUCCUCCGCUACAGUGCCAUAGCAGGACACUCCUGAAAGCAGCCCGACCGAAUGAGUUGCGCGACGUUUGCUACCCUCCCCCUGUUGGUGCGUGUUUUCCAAAAAUGGGAUGAGUGGCGUUUGCAAAUGAAACAGCACGCAGCUACACUGCGAGCUGACCGCGGCGAGUCGCGUGUUGAUUUUUUUGUCAGUUUUCUUAUUCUUGAACUUUUCCCCUUAGUAAACGAGAAAGAUAGAUGAGCAACACAAGAACUACGCGGGACAUGGAUACGGUGCAUUUCAAUGCUUUCUACUGUGGCGAAGGCGAAGUCGGAGAUUUGUGAAAUUACAAUUAGCAAGCCACCUCCGCCAGCACUGGAACCCGAACAGCUAUGACAACCUCGAGGAACUACAGUGACAAGUACAAGAGCCCCCGAAAAAGGGCCCGCCUACGCAGACCUGGCCGCUCUUCAGUGAAAAACAACUUGCUCACAAAGCUGCUUGAAGCCGUGAAAGGACGCAUCCAGGACCUACAGAGAAGAGUACUAGAUCCCUUUUUCCAAGAAUCACGACGUAAUGCUAAAGGUGAUAGGGACCGUCAAGAACGCAGCUGGUUUGCUUUUCCAGUUUCGGGAGUAGGACCGGCCACUUCGACGUCCCCGGGCAGGAAAAUGCGAAAAAACAUCGAUGCAUGCAGCUCCUGUAAGGCGAGAGCGAGACGGACCGCCACGCAUGGGCAUCAGCGAGGACGGCGAGAAACGUCUGAUCACAUGAGCGGGAGGACUGUGAGCACAAGAACUAGCGAUAACUCAUCGUGUAUUUCUCCCCGAUCAUUGCAAAAUGCCGUAGGCUACAGCUGCGGUUGCCGAACAAGGUGGAGAAGGAGAACGGCACAGAGAAACGGAGUUGCAGCUGGUGCUACAAGCGGUGCUGCGACAAGGGCAACGACCGGAAUAAUAAAUGGGGCACCUGAAGAUGUAGGAGCGCGGCGUAGUUGCAAAACGAUCUCUUCGACUAGAGUCAGAGACAAGAACCUACCAAGCCCCAGCACCAGCCUCCACUGCAAGAACCUGAUAAACCCCUUUCACCCGAAAGAGCAGUUCCCAAUAUUCCUAUCCCUGUUCCUCUACCUCCAAACCUUCCUCAACUUUACCUUCGCCGCCUACUUCCACGUCCCGCCAGUCGACUCCACCUGGGUCCGCCCACUCAUCCUGCCCUGGGAGCCGGUACGAGGGACGAAGGACGCGAUUCUAGUCACUUGGACCACCGGCUGGAACCCCAACGCCGCAGUUCUACGCUCGGUGUUGCAACGACGCUACCCCGUCGCGAUCGGGUCCAUGAACAUCGAUCUGCGGAACAGGAACCAGGAAUCCGCUACUUGGUACAACUCCACCGAACAAUUCCCAGGAUUUUCGCCCUGGGAAACGGUGUACGAGGGUCCGGGAAAGCAGUUCGAGAACACAAACCUACUCCCCGGCCAUCCCUACGAGUUCCGGGUAAAGACGAUCGGGCGGAACAUUUUGAAAUCAGUCCACCUCGGCGAGAACCCAGACACGGAGUCCGAGUGGUCGGUCCCGCAGAUGGCCCACACGAACUACGACCCGAUCCGGGAGCGGUUUCCGAUCUUACUCCAGGGGAUGUCGGCGCACAACCCGGACUACGCCAUAAUCGAAAUCGACCGGAUCCAGGUUUACAGAAGAAGGGACGAGAAGGGCUUGGUUUUGGCGGUUUUCAGUAGGUGGAACAUGCAGCUGAUCUGGUAUAAGAAUUUUUUUUUUGCUAAUUAUCCAUUGUACUGCGCGGGUGCAUGACAGCUGUUGCCUUGCAUCGGCGUUACGCGUGACAAAUUAUCAUAUUUUAUCAGGUUGAAAACGUACAACACCUUCAACUAUCCGGGGGAUUCGAACGCGAUGGCAAAGGACAUUCGAAGAUUAUGGAUUGCAAAUAUGUCUGGGUCUGAAAGAUUCUAAACUUGUAAUGCUGUCUCUGGAUUCUACAAGAAUUUGUAUUGCAUGACCAGCAAGAGGACUCCGGUUUGUGCUACGCGGAGAGGGCAUUUGUCAUCCGGUACAGGCAUCACAAAGUCCUCUAAAAAUAUGUGAUGCUUGGGCAUGCAUCACAAACAUCAUGGGUCAUUCAAAAUAUUAUAUGCAUGACAAACUUGGCAAUCUUCCAGACCCAGACACUUUUGCAGUUGAUAAAGAUUAGAUCAGUCCCAUUUCAUCGCGGUUGUCUCCACCGACGCGUGGGAGUGGAACGUGACGCCGAGCCUGAUAAAAGCCAUGGAAUUCUGCGGGGCCUUCCACUUCGCCACCUGGAGCCGGAAUUACGGCGGGAGCCACAUCAAGAUGCCCACGCAGACAGGGUAGAAGAGGAUAGGUUUUUUGAUUAUCUUCUCGAUCUCCGAGAAGACUAACUUAGUCUUCUAACUAAACCUUAGUAAGGUUUCUACGCAUCACAACUGCUGUGUCUGUAGCAGCAUCAUGCUGCGUGCCAAACUCGCAGCUGGGAAAAUGUUUCUGACUUCUUGUGAAAAUCAAAUAUGUAAAUCAGUUUUGACGUCGACCAAACCUCGAGCCAAAAGGGUUUCGGCAACCCCUACGCCUUCUGGGGCAUUCCUGGUUCCGGAACCGGGAUGGGGUUCGAAUCCGUCGCGUGGCCAACCUCCGCUUACCUGAUGCAGAAGCUGGCGCCAAACGCGAUCGUGCGGCUGAUUCUGUACAUGGACUACGUGGUUCGCCACUACUUUGUUUCCCUCCCGUCGGUCCAAACGGUGUCUACGUCGUUUCACACGAAGGCUUUACCACCGACUCAUGAGUCGUUGCACAACCCCUACACGUAUGCACAGCGGCAGCUGGUGUGCGAAGGGCCGAACUGCAACGAGUACCAAGUCGGGGUAAAAUCCUACAUCCAGGAAGACGACUUUUACAAGGUCUACAACGGGGAACUCCGGGUCCACAUGGACAGGUUACUAGAAGCGAACCGCACCGUCGACCCGCAUUACUACCACUUUUUCCUUUUCACCAACUCUUCCAUCUACAAAUUCGACCCCAGACCCGCGGAAACGAGAGUAACGGAACUAGAGCGGGUGUGGGGCGGGCCGUCGGAACGGUUUCACUUCAACGUGUCGGCGCAGGCGUAUCAGCUGUCCGUGUUCCAAGAAGCCUUGCCGAGCUGGUUUCCGGAGAGAACGGGGAUCCCUAUGCUGUGCAAAAGUAUCGUACUCGUAGCAAUUGCGUUGAUGCAUGACAAAUCUCUUUCUCAAGGUAAAUCAGCAUUACAAAUUCGAUUCGAUUCGUAAUGCUGCGCCAAUUUGUAAUGCAAUUUAUACUAGUACGAUACUUGGUUUUGCAAUGCAUAAUUCCGUAUAGGAAGCGAUACUGCCCGGACCUGUUCCGGUCGGAUCGGUUUGACAUCAACCCGAUAACAUGCAGAAACACCUCCCGCAGGCCGACGAAUGAAUCGACUCUCUCCCCAGACAACUCCUGUUGCGACUACUUGGACUGGAACGUGGGUGGGGACCCGAGCAGGGAUUAUUUCCUCGGGUUGAGGUGCGGGGUCGGGGUGGUACCGACGCUGUGUAACGAAACAUUGACGAGUUUCUUACCCUCCAUCUCGCACAAACCACCCUUCAACCACACGAUGGGGCUGGGAACGCCAUUGCCGCCGGUGUUUUCGAAACUUCCCCCCACGCAGUCGGUGAUGGCCGCCAUGCUGGGCUUCCAAAACCCGUUUCCGAACGGGCAUUUUCACCACUUGGCAACGGUGUGAUGAGGUGGUGGUGAAUCGGGAAUAAGCAGCAGAGGAAUUAUCGUCACAUGGGAUUUUUCCCGGAGGUACAUUAUUGCGCAGCAACUUGUCGUAGACUAGAGCUGACGCUAGCAUGCUCCUGAGAUCAAUGAGAUCAUAGAGAUAGGCUAGCAGUAUGCCGAUAGGUAGACGAAGAUCUCGACACAUUGAGGGGCCGCACUAGUAGGAUCAGACAUCAGUGGAUCACUAGGGUGACUAGGAUCACAUGCACUACACCACCAGGAUGGUGAGCACAACACCAUGACCAUGGUAACAAUGUAAAUGAAUACAGUGCCAGAAUGGCUUCUGGUCUCCGGGCCAGUAGCUUGACGAAACAAAUUGCCCUGAACUCCGUAGCACCUUAGUUAGGUGCCUAGAUAGUAACUCUGUUCUCUAUCUCAGGACAGCAUGCUAGUGCGCAUGCCGGUCCUCGGUGGUUGACAGCACCUCGACAGAGUUAUGAGCCCAAAGAGUUCCCCUAUUGGGAGCGGGUAAGUACUACUAGCCACCCCGACCUAUCCCUGCAUAAGAGUAGGGAAUGAGCUCCCCAGCUCGUGGCCGUAGUCGCCUCCUUGUGUGGCUAGUCCGCACAUGGAGAGCCAGCUAAGCGCAAGGCGCUAGAAAGGGCAAGACCCCCCUCGCCACAUAUCUGUCGAUGGCAGUUCUUGUUGCGAGCGUGGGGCACGUAAGUAAAAGUAAGUAGCAACACAAACAUGGUGGCGCAGCAGCGACCUCCAGGGUGUUGCAGUAGAAGGAGAGGAAUUAUCGUCACAUGGGAUUUUUCCCGGAGGUACAUCUACAGAAAGGUUUUGGCGGGAAGGUUUUGGCGGGAAGGGCAGUCAACGCACGAAAAAAACUUGGUUUCCCUGCCAAGCAGCAAAAGGCAAAGCAGAAAAAUGAGCAAAGUUUUUCAGGUUCCCGAUGCCCGCAAAACAAGCACGAACAAAACCAAAAGGCAAAGAGAAAAAAAAUCCAAAGAAAACUGGCAGGCGCAAACCGCCAGCAGCAGCCCAAAACCUAGAACGCCUGGCCCGGCCGGCGCCUGUCGUGCCAGAACGAGAAGCAGGGCCCAGCAAUCCAGGCAGAAAAUGAGCGCGCGCCCUUCAGGUUGUUCUCGUUACAUUCUGCCGCGUUAGACGCGCCCCCUAGCCUACCGGCUGGCACCAGAAAUCCGCAGCAGGCGUAGCCACCCUCUCUGUUUUCAUUGCAGUCACCCCAGUGUAACUAGGGCAAGGGUGCCGCUGUCGCUCCUCGGGGUGCAUGUGUUUCGGCUAGCUGUAGCUGCGAUUUGUGGAGUUAGGGGUCGCCGGUCCCGGUGAUCGCUCGGCACAUACAAAAAGAAGCAGACACAGCUGCAAUCCCGUGAACCGCUGCGCACCUCCUGUUGGCGCUAAUUGUAAAGCGCGCGGGCGCGCCGCUCCAGUAGCAGAGCUUCGCCACAGCUCUUGCUUCCCAGUAGCAGGCACCCCUGCAGCAGCGCAAUUAUUUGGUCCAAGUCCUUUACCUUUUUUUACUGUAUGCGAAGCUGAUGAAUAUGAAAGUAGGCGGCCGCCCGACCUGCCUUGCUUCCCCGCCUGAACGCGACAGGUAUUCCGGUGGUUGUCUCUGUGCCCCUCCCAGCCCGCGCGCGGUUGGUCGCUUUUGCGCUUCCGUUUUCGAGACGGUAGCUAGGCCGGUCGCGCGUGGAAGAACAACUACAAAGACCUGCUUGCAAAGCAGACAAGCCACGUAGUGUUCUUGUUUGAGUAGAAAAAGGCGACUUUUGGGCUCGAAGCUGUAGACAGUUUUGGGCCAAGACCUGUAGAGGUCGACCUCUAGAGGUUGACCUCUAGAGCUCACCCCUACAGGUUUUGCACCUCUAGAGGUCGCGGCCCUCCUCGAGCUCCAGGUUUUUCCACAGUAGUAUGCGGAUUCGAAAUAGAAAAGUAGUCAAAAAAAAGGCUACCUCUAGAGCUUUGGCCCUCUUUUGGCCCAGGUUUGAGCCAGGUCCGCUUCACAGUAGCGUCGUCAUUCGAAAAAAACCGGCAAUGGCCGUCGUUUGAGCCUUCUUGGUCCCAGGUUUUAGACUAUUUGCUGCGAGUACUAUAGUUCUUUUGGCUAUCGUCACAUGGGAUUUUUCCCGGAGGUAGAUGGAUACUACUUGACCUACAAGGCGGCCGGGACACGAACACUCAUUGCAAGGAAACG